This is a messenger RNA of Cyclopterus lumpus (lumpfish), 1247 nucleotides long. RefSeq names its product coiled-coil domain containing 25 (gene ccdc25). The coding region runs from base 193 to 816 and encodes 207 amino acids. Lineage: Eukaryota; Metazoa; Chordata; Actinopteri; Perciformes; Cyclopteridae. The record is from RefSeq and is a predicted model, not a curated record. The transcript is spliced from 9 exons.
CUUCCUGACCGGUCGCUGCAGCUUCGCGCAGCUGGCCAACAGCUUCCCAGGUCAACUCGUACACGAGAAAAGUGACAACAGCAUUGACCAGGCGGCUCGUUAUAUUUAUUUGUUUUGAUAAUUAGCUGCAUUAGCUUUCAAACUGUAUUCAAUUCCUAUUCGUAUUUUAGUGGCGAGUUUGAUUCACGUAAAAUGGUGUUUUACUUCACAAGUGCCGUGGUGAACCCUCACUACACAAUCUACAUGGGGAGAGACAAAUAUGAAAACGAGGAUCUAAUAAAGUACGGAUGGCCUGAAGACAUCUGGUUUCACGUGGACAAACUGUCUUCGGCUCACGUUUAUCUGAGACUGCCAAAGGGUCAGACCAUAGAUGAAAUCCCCCCCGAGGUGCUGAUAGACUGUGCACAGCUGGUGAAGAACAACAGCAUCCAAGGCUGUAAGAUGAACAACAUCAAAGUGGUUUACACACCUUGGGCCAACCUGAAGAAAACCGGAGGCAUGGACGUCGGACAGAUCGGCUUCUUUCGACAGAAAGAGGUGAAGAUUGUGGCCGUGGAGAAGAAGGUCAAUGAGAUCGUAAACCGCCUGGAGAAGACCAAAGCAGAAAGCCUCCCUGACCUGGCGGCAGAGAAGGAGGCGAGAGACCAGGAGGAGAGGAACGAGAAGAAAACACAGCUCCAAGACCAGAAGAAGCAGGAGAAGGAGGAGCAGAAGAGGAAAAAGGAGAUGGAUGAACUCAAGUGCUACACUUCACUGAUGAAGAGUGAAAAUAUGACGACCAAUGAGGACGGUAACGAUUCAGACGACUUCAUGUGAGAGGAGAAGCAGACGGAACGUCGGGACGCCCCUCUGCUGCUUGUGCUUGAUGUAACUCUGACACUGAAAGAAGACAAAGACGAAAUGGAUACCUUUUUUAUUUUAUUUUAUUUGAUCUUAUCUUUUGGACACUUGGGGCAGAACCUGAGUCGAUGAGGGACGGCGCCGGGGAUUUAUUCCAAUGGCCUCUUCAUCGAGAGGUCAAAGAAAACGCGGGACGACAAGAAUGCCGAGCAUCAUUUUAGGGGGGAAAAAACACUCAAAUAGCAGAACUGUGUUCUCACUGCUGUUGGUUUCUGAUAAGAAGUCGCGGCUCUGUGUUUUUACAACCCUGCAGACUCUUCUCUUGACUUUCUUUUAUGUGUUCAUUUCUCUGCACGUCUGAUUUCACUCACUACAAUUCAAUGUAUUAAACUUCACAGUUAUAGUUA